Strigops habroptila (Kakapo) is the source of this 9204-nucleotide messenger RNA. RefSeq names its product immunoglobulin like and fibronectin type III domain containing 1 (gene IGFN1). The record is from RefSeq and is a predicted model, not a curated record. Bases 1 to 8709 code for a protein of 2902 amino acids. The transcript is spliced from 25 exons. Lineage: Eukaryota; Metazoa; Chordata; Aves; Psittaciformes; Psittacidae. Gene Ontology annotation, molecular function: protein binding.
AUGACAAGCCGUCAGGAAGUAAAACCCUUCAAGAAAUCUUCUGUCCCAGGAGUUCUCAUCACCCAAUUUGUGGAUGAAGUUCCAGAGGGAUGCAGUACACCUGACUUUGAGCGGAAACCUGUCUCCCUGACGCUGGAGGAAGGUAAAAAUGCCAUCUUCAGAGCUAUGGUCAAAGGUGUCCCAACCCCUGAUGUGAAAUGGACGCGUGCACAGGGAGGAAUGGAUGACCCUGCCAAAUAUGAAACAUUCUUCAAUAGUGUUACAAAUGAAUUCGUUCUGCAGAUAAAGAAACUCACCGCAAAAGACAGUGAUUUGUAUCGUUGCUUUGCUGUGAAUGAAUAUGGGGAAGCUUCAUGCUCUGCUGGCCUCAGGAUUAUACAAGUUGGCUUUAAGAGGAAAGCAAAAUAUGUCCCUGUUCAUGCUGCUGAUGAAUUAAGGAGGACGCUUGAGGACUCCAGGAAGCGGCUGAGGAAGCGGGCCCCAGCACCAAAACCCAAACCCUUGGAUAAAGAAGCAGUCUGGCAAUUGCUGCUGCAUGCAGAUAAGAGAGAUUAUGAGAAAAUCUGUAUGAAAUAUGGAAUUGUUGACUUCCGUGGGAUGCUGAAAAAGCUGCAGGAGCUGAGGAAGGACACAGAGAGUGAACAAGGAGAGUUAAUACACAGCAUCAAAAACUUCAGACACAUCAAAGUCACCAGGGAUGGAAAAGCUACGUUUGGUCUGGAGAUGGACCUGAAAAAUAGAAACAGCAAAGUUUAUCUGCUUAAGGAUGGUGAGAGGCUCAGGUAUGAAACGAGUAAUGAAUACGGGAAGCACUGCCUGAGGCGCAUUGGGAAGAGGUACAUUUUCAUUGUCAACGAUGUGCAGCCGGAAGAUGCAGGAUUGUAUCAAGUUCGAGUGGAGGAUGUACCUGUUUUCUCAACUGAACUGGACCCUGACUCCAUCCCUGUGGGAUUUGAGCAGCCACUCAGCAAUAUGAGUUGCCCUGAGGACAAAGAUGCCAUCUUUACGUGUAUCCUACGCACCCCCUGCCAUGAUGCUGUGUGGCUACACAAAACCCACGUCCUGGAGGCAAGUGAGAAGCACCAGAUCUCUGUAAGUCCUGACGGUCUGACCCACCAGCUGACUAUCAAAAACACUGUGCCCUCUGACAAUGGCAUGUACACCAUCAACACUGGACUUUCCUCCUCAAAUGCCUGGCUUAUUGUAGAGUAUGCCAAAGGAAAGGGGAGACAAGGUGAAGGAGGUGAAAGAUCUGAGUGGCUGGAAGAAACAUUGCCAAAGAGAGACUGGGCAAAGAAACUUCGACAGAGAGAAUCUGUUGGUGAUGGAGAUCAUUUUAUCAACACUGGCGAGGAAGAAGAUGGCUGGUACAGAAAUGGUCAAGGGGGCAGCGGAGGUCACUCAGUUGAUGCUGAUGGAAACCAUAAAUUUUUGGGAAAGGAUGGGCUACGCAGAGCCAACAGAAAUGAAAGGAUGGGGGGUGGGCAGUUUUCUGAAGCAGAUAUAGAUGAAGAUGCCAUGACAAGUGAUGGGAGUAUCUUUGGAUUAAAAGGCUUUAGAGGCAAAAGUGGAUUAAGGCCUUUCCACGGCAAGGAUUCUAUGGCAGGCAGAGCAGAUACUAGAAUGAAGUCCCCCUAUGGCAAGGAUGGUCUGCCAUCUGUGGUCGAUAGGAAUGGAGCAACUAUAAACAGAGAAGGACAAAUAGGCACCCCGUAUGGCGAGGAUGGCCUGGCACUUCAUGCUAGAGGUCACUUAGGUCAGACAGGAAGGUCUGGCUUGCUAUAUGGUCCAGGUGGUCCUUCAGUUGGAGAUGGGGCUAUAUCUGGUGCAGGUGGCAGUUCUAUAGGGGAAAUGGAAGCUUUGUAUGGUCCAGAUGGUUGGCCAAUUAGACCAGGUGCUGGUGUAGAUGGUGCAGGGGGAACUGGAUAUCCAUACGGAAAGGAUGGUCUCCCAGCUGGAGCUGGCAUUGGUGGUGCUGGUGCAGGAGGAACUGGAUAUCCAUAUGGAAAGGAUGGUCUCCCAGCUGGAGCGGGAUUUGGUGGUGCUGGUGUAGCUGGUGCAGGGGGAGUUGGGUCUCCAUAUGGAAAGGAUGGUCUCCCAGCUGGGGCUGGAUUUGGUGGUGCUGGUGUAGCUGGUGCAGGGGGAGUUGGAUCUCCAUAUGGAAAGGAUGGUCUCCCAGCUGGGACAGGCCUUGGUGGUGCUGGUGUAGCUAGUGCAGGGGGAGCUGGAUCUCCAUAUGGAAAGGAUGGUCUCCCAGCUGGAGCUGGAUUUGGUGGUGCUGGUGUAGCUGGUGCAAGGGGAGUUGGGUCUCCAUAUGGAAAGCAUGGUCUCCCAGCUGGAGCGGGAUUUGGUGGUGCUGGUGUAGCUGGUGCAGGGGGACUUGGAUCUCCUUAUGGAAAGCAUGGUCUUCCAGCUGGAGCGGGAUUUGGUGGUGCUGGUGUAGCUGGUGCAGGGGGAGGUGGGUCUGCAUAUGGAAAGGAUGGUCUCCCAGCUGGAGCUGGAUUUGGUGGUGCUGGUGUAGCUGGUGCAAGGGGAGUUGGGUCUCCAUAUGGAAAGGAUGGUCUCCCAGCUGGAGCUGGAUUUGGUGGUGCUGGUGUAGCUGGUGCAGGGGGAGUUGGAUCUCCUUAUGGAAAGCAUGGUCUUCCAGCUGGAGCGGGAUUUGGUGGUGCUGGUGUAGCUGGUGCAGGAGUUGGGUCUCCAUAUGGAAAGGAUGGUCUCCCCGCUGGGGCUGGCAUUGCUGGUGCUGGUGUAGCUGGUGCAGGGGGAGUUGGGUCUCCAUAUGGAAAGGAUGGUCUCCCAGCUGGAGCUGACAUUGGUGGUGCUGGUGUAGCUGGUGCAGGGGGAGUUGGGUCUCCAUAUGGAAAGGAUGGUCUCCCAGCUGGAGCAGGCCUCGGUGGUGCGGGUGUAGCUGGUGCAGGGGGAGUUGGAUCUCCUUAUGGAAAGGAUGGUCUCCCAGCUGGGGCUGGCAUUGCUGGUGCUGGUGUAGCUGGUGCAGGAGUUGGGUCUCCAUGUGGAAAGGAUGGUCUCCCAGCUGGAGCUGGCGGUUCUGGUGUAGCUGGUAGAAGGGGAGUUGGAUCUCCAUAUGGAAAGGAUGGUCUCCCAGCUGGGGCUGGCAUUGCUGGUGCUGGUGUAGCUGGGACAGGGGGAAUUGGGUCUCCAUAUGGAAAGGAUGGUCUCCCAGCUGGAGCUGGCAUUGGUGGUGCUGGUGUAGCUGGUGCAGGGGGAGUUGGAUCUCCUUAUGGAAAGGAUGGUCUCCCAGUUGGAGCUGGAUUUGGUGGUGCUUGUGUAGCUGGUGCAGGGGGAACUGGAUAUCCAUAUGGAAAGGAUGGUCUCCCAGCUGGAGCAGGCCUUGGUGGUGCUGAUGUAGCUGGUGCAGGGGGAGUUGGAUCUCCUUAUGGAAAGGAUGGUCUCCCAGCUGGAGCAGGUCUUGGUGGUGCUGGUGUAGCUGGUGCAGGGGGAGCUGGAUCUCCAUAUGGAAAGGAUGGUCUCCCAAUUGCAGCUAGAUUUGGUGGUGCUGGUGUAGCUGGUGCAGGGGGAGGUGGGUCUGCAUAUGGAAAGGAUGGUCUCCCAGCUGGAGCUGGAUUUGGUGGUGCUGGUGUUGCUGGUGCGGGGGGAGUUGGAUCUCCAUAUGGAAAGGAUGGUCUCCCAGCUGGAGCUGGAUUUGGUGGUGCUGGUGUAGCUGGUGCAGGAGUUGGGUCUGCAUAUGGAAUGGAUGGUCUCCCAGCUGGAGCUGGAUUUGGUGGUGCUGGUGUAGCUGGUGCAGGAGUUGGGUCUCCAUAUGGAAAGGAUGGUCUCCCAGUUGGAGCUGGCAUUGGUGGUGCUGGUGUAGCUGGUGCAGGUGGAGUUGGAUCUCCAUAUGGAAAGGAUGGUCUCCCAGCUGGAGCUGGAUUUGGUGGUGCUGGUGUAGCUGGUGCAGGGGGAACUGGAUCUCCAUAUGGAAAGGAUGGUCUCCCAGCUGGAGCAGGCCUUGGUGGUGCUGGUGUAGCUGGUGCAGGGGGAGUUGGAUCUCCAUACGGAAAAGAUGGUCUCCCAGCUGGAGCUGGCAUUGCUGGUGCUGCUGGUGCAGGGGGAGCUGGAUCUCCAUACGGAAAGGAUGGUCUCCCAGCUGGAGCUGACAUUGGUGGUGCUGGUGUAGCUGGUGCAGGGGGAGUUGGGUCUCCAUAUGGAAAGGAUGGUCUCCCAGCUGGAGCAGGCCUUGGUGGUGCUGGUGUAGCUGGUGCAGCGGGAGUUGGAUUUCCAUAUGGAAAGGAUGGUCUCCCAGCUGGGGCUGGCAUUGCUGGUGCUGGUGUAGCUGGUGCAGGAGUUGGGUCUCCAUAUGGAAAGGAUGGUCUCCCAGCUGGAGCUGGAUUUGGUGGUGCUGGUGUAGCUGGUACAAGGGGAGUUGGAUCUCCUUAUGGAAAGGAUGGUCUCCCAGCUGGGGUGGGAUUUGGUGGUGCUGGUGUAGCUGGUGCAGGGGGAGUCGGAUCUCCUUAUGGAAAGGAUGGUCUCCCAGUUGCAGCUGGAUUUGGUGGUGCUGGUGUAGCUGGUGCAGGGGGAGUUGUAUCUCCAUACGGAAAGGAUGGUCUCCCAGCUGGAGCUGGAUUUGGUGGUGCUGGUGUUGCUGGUGCAGGGGGAGUUGGAUCUCCAUAUGGAAAGGAUGGUCUCCCAGCUGGAGCUGGAUUUGGUGGUGCUGGUGUAGCUGGUGCAGGGGGAGGUGGGUCUCCAUAUGGAAGGGAUGGUCUCCCAGCUGGAGCAGGCCUCGGUGGUGCUGGUGUAGCUGGUGCAGGGGGAGUUGGAUCUCCAUAUGGAAAGGAUGGUCUCCCAGCUGGAGCAGGCCUUGGUGGUGCUGGUGUAGCUGGUGCAGGGGGAGUUGGAUCUCCUUAUGGAAAGGAUGGUCUCCCAGCUGGAGCAGGCCUCGGUGGUGCUGGUGUAGCUGGUGCAGGGGGAGUUGGAUCUCCAUAUGGAAAGGAUGGUCUCCCAACUGCAGCUAGAUUUGGUGGUGCUGGUGUAGCUGGUGCAGGGGGAGUUGGGUCUCCAUAUGGAAAGGAUGGUCUCCCAGCUGGGGCUGGCAUUGCUGGUGCUGGUGUAGCUGGUGCAGGAGUUGGGUCUCCAUAUGGAAAGGAUGGUCUCCCAGCUGGAGCUGGAUUUGGUGGUGCUGGUGUAGCUGGUGCAAGGGGAGUUGGGUCUCCAUAUGGAAAGGAUGGUCUCCCAGCUGGGGCGGGAUUUGGUGGUUCUGGUGUAGCUGGUGCAGGGGGAGUUGGAUCUCCUUAUGGAAAGGAUGGUCUCCCAGUUGCAGCUGGAUUUGGUGGUGCUGGUGUAGCUGGUGCAGGAGGAGUUGGGUCUCCAUAUGGAAAGGAUGGUCUCCCAGCUGGGGCAGGAUUUGGUGGUGCUUGUGUAGCUGGUGCAGGGGGAACUGGAUCUCCAUAUGGAAAGGAUGGUCUCCCAGCUGGGGCAGGAUUUGGUGGUGCUUGUGUAGCUGGUGCAGGGGGAGUUGGAUCUCCAUAUGGAAAAGAUGGUCUCCCAGCUGGGGCUGGCAUUGGUGGUGCUGGUGUAGGUGGAGCAGGGGGGGUAGGAUCUCCCUAUGGAAACUUUGGUGUCCCAGUUGGGGUUGUGGCAGGAGCUGCUCAUUUUCCUUUGGGAGGUGCAGAAGUAAUGGGAUCUCACCAUGGCAGGAAUUCUGUGCCUAGCAAAUCUCCAGGAUAUGCAGGUGGAGCAGGAAAUGGCUUUUCCUCAGAACGUGGUGGUAUAGGAGGAUCUGCUAUACGGGAUACUGGGUCUCCCUAUGGCAAGGACAGUGGGUCAGCUGGAGCCAGGGCUGGUGUGGGUGGUAUUGGGAGCUUGGGAGGUGAUGGAAAGGAGUUACGUUCAGUCCAUGGUAAAGAAGGAGUGGUAGGUGCUGAUGGACGAGGGGGUGAAUAUGGGCUUGAUUCACAGCCUAGCAAGCCUUCUACUGGACGUGAAACUGGAAAGGGCACUGCCAGUGACUUCAGAUCAGGGAACAAAGGUUCGUCUGAUGACAGAGGUUUGCUUUCAGGUCGAGGAGCUGCCAGGGGUGAGGGCAGAGAUCUAGGACAGUUACGGUCCCUUCAUGGCACAAAAUCUACCUUUGGAGGGGCAGGGAGUAAAUCCCAUAACAGAUUUGUUGGUGGGAUGAAUUCAGGUAGUUUUGGUCAAGGUUCAUUGGAUUAUGGUCAGAUGUCAGCUCUUUAUGGUGGACCUCCUUCAAUAAACCAGAGGAAAGAGGAACCCAGCCUUGAUAUUAAAGCAAAUGAUUUCUUGAAGAGUACAGAAAGCGUGGAAAAAAGACGACAUUAUUGCCUCGAUGAUCUGAAAGCACCACGCUGUCGUGUCAACAAACAGCUACUGAAUGUCAGAGUCCUGAAAGGGGAACCAGCUGAGCUGUCUUGCACUGUCAGUAAAGAUGGAGUGACAGGAACCUGGUUUAAAGAUGGAUUAAAGUUAACCAGCACGGAGGGAGUGUGUUUGAAAAAGGAAGGUCUAGUCCACAAACUAAUUAUUGACAAAGUGGAAGAUAUUCAUGCUGGGAAAUACAGGUUUGAAAGUGGAGAUAUAAAAACUGAAGCUUCAAUUUUUGUUGAAGAUCCUCCACAGGUUGACAAAGUUCUCCUCAAAAACUUAACGAGUGUUCCUACUGUGGCCAAGGCAGGGCAGAAUGUAACCAUCAAGAUCCCUUUCGAGGGUCGGCUGCCAAUCAGAGCAGCAUGGCUAAAGGACAAGAUGGAGCUAGCAGAUGACACAAGGAUCCGUGUUGAUAAAACAGACACCUUUACCAAGCUGUCCAUCUCCAGCAGCGAGAGAAAGGAUGCUGGGGACUACAAAGUCAGGCUGAAGAAUGACAGUGGAGUCCUGGAGAUCAACUUAAAACUUGUGGUAUUUGACAAGCCCCAACCACCUGCAGGACCCAUCAAAAUCGUGGAAAGCUCUGCAAAUGAUAUCACCAUUCAGUGGAAGCCCCCAAAGGAUGAUGGGGGCAAACCUGUGCAAAGCUACAUCAUUGAGAGAGAGCAGGUGGGCAAGAACGAGUGGGUGACUUUGGGAGAAGUGCCCAGGAGCUGCACUACCUUCACUACUAACAAAGUGGAACAAGACACGAGCUACUACUUCAGGGUGAGAGCUGUGAAUGCUGAGGGCACCAGUGACGCACUGGAAUCAGAGGAAGUGAAGGCUGCCAGUAAGGCUACACCUGGUGCCCCAGAUCCCCCUGAGAUUGUCAGUGCCAGCAGAGACACCAUCACAAUAUCCUGGAAAGCACCUCAGAAAAGUGGCAGUUCCCGAAUAGUGGGAUAUCUCGUUCAGAAGCGCAAGAAGGGUACCAUGACCUGGCUGCCAGUCAACAGUGUGCCUACAGCAGACAAGAAGCUGGAGAUGACCAAUCUCAAGAAAGGUCUGCAGUAUGAGUUUCGUGUGGCAGCUGUCAAUGCUGCUGGCACAGGAGAUGCCAGUGAACCGUCACAGCCUGUCUUUACGCGGGAUUCCACGAAAUCUCCAGGUCGAGUGCAGGACCUUGAAGUGAGCAGCAGUGACAGCUCUAGUAUCACCUUGACAUGGAAGAGACCUGCCACAAAUGAUGAGAUUGAUGUGAAGGGCUAUGAAGUGGAAAUGCGGUCUUCUAACAACCUCAACUGGACCAAAUGCAAUGCUCUUCCCAUAGAGAUGACCACUUACACAGUUAAAGGCCUCCGAGCCAAGCAGAUAUACUUCCUGCGUGUGAGAGCCCUCAAUGACAGUGGCCCAGGAGAAGCUGCAGAGAUUGAAGCUUCCCUUGGAGCUGCUCCCCCUGUAGUUCCUCCAAGGUUACUAAUAGACGACACAGUGAAAAGCUUCCUGGUUAUAAAAGCAGGAAAUACCAUCCGAGUGAAUAUUCCCUUUGAAGCAUCUCCAGACCCAGUGGUGACCUGGUUAAAGGAUGGGCAUCCUCUUCCAAACCAGGCUACAAUAAACACCAAAGAUGGUACCACACAACUGCUGAUUGGAGCAGCUGAGUUCACUGACAGUGGCACCUACACCGUUGAGCUCCAGAAUGGGUUAGGGAAAAGAGAAACAUUCAGCUUCCAAGUUCAAGUUACAGAUAUCCCACAAUCACCUGGACCUAUUCAACUGCAAGAGAAUGUGCCAAAUACAGUGACAGUAACCUGGGAGCCAUCGGCAUCUGAGAAAUGGGAGAGUAAUCUCUACUACACAGUCCUGAAACGUGAAUCACAGAAAGGCUUGUGGCGUGUGGUGGGUGACCUGAUCUACACCAACAAGUUCACAUUCACCAGCCUGAUCCCAGGCCGGGACUACUACUUCAGAGUUGUGGCAAAAAAUAACUUGGGAACCAGUGGUCCAUCUGAAACUGUGCAGCCUUGGAGAAUCCAAAAACCAAAGGCCGAGUUUCACGUCAAACCACAGAAGUACAAGGGAGUUAAUCAAAACCAGCCCCCAAGGAUCCUUGUCCCGUUGAAGCCUCACGUGGUGACCACUGGCAGCGAGUGCCACAUGAGCUGUGCCAUUGGAGGCCAUCCACCUCCAAAGAUCACGUGGUACAAGGACAGUAGAGACCUCUCCAACGAUCCCACCUAUUUUUGCACAAAUGACUUUGGAGUCUGCUCCCUGGUCGUCCUGGGCGUCAUGAAACAGGAUGAAGGAGAAUAUAUGGUAGAAGCCACCAAUGGCUCGGGCCGUGCAUUCAGCAAAGCCUUCCUCACUAUUAAAGACUCCACCUUGUAGCAUGACCUUCCUGAGAACAUCCCUGCACUGCUGUGCAAAUAUGGAGGGUUUUAUUGAGGACUGGCCUACACAAAGGCUAUGUCUUUAUUUUCAGAUGUGUAUUAUAGUCUGAGUGCUUUCAUUUUCAGAUCCAGUAGUUGCAUUUUGGAACGUGAUGCUGCACUGUAGCCAAAAUGGGGGGAAAAAGCAUUAAGAGAAUUGUAUCUCUUUGUAAUGAUCAUGGCUUUCCACUAGACCUUUAAAGCACAAUUAGAAACUUCAGGAACACAGAAGAUGAGAGGAAAAAUAAUUGGCCAAAAUGAAACUUUCCAUGGAGAACACAGGUGGGAGAGAUCAUUCUGCCACACUACUCACCUGCUGGCAGGCUGCAGCAAGAGUCUUUCUUGACACCAGAGAUCUAGGAAACCUUUUAGUGUGUGAUUUUCUAAUCCAAAGCAAUCAUUUUAGAUUCCAUGUAAUUCUCAGCAGGUUUCCUAAUUGUGUUCUGCAUUUAUU